UCUGAGCUGCAACCGAGACUAAUUCGUUGUGAAAAAUAACUUUCUGAAAAAAGUGUUUACAGGAAACAACUAAAAUGGAUAAGCCGUGUAGGAGUCAAGAUGAUUUUCCUGGAGAAGAUCCGGAUGAAGAAGUAAUGAAGCUUUUACCAUUGGAUCAAUUGACAAUAAAGUCCGAUGAUGGCGAAAAAAGUAAACUUGAAUCGGAGGUGGAAGAAAAGAAUGGCAAUGAAAGUGAUCUACCUUCCGUAGAAGAAAUAAUCACUGAGUGUGAGAAAACUCUGCAGAGAUUCUUAAAAAGUCAACAUCUCGAACGACAAAUUGCGGCGUACCAAGGUCAUCCCAUACUUGAUUCUCCAAUCGAUGAGAGUUCAAACAUAUUUAUCGAUUUUAACAAAGACCUAAUGGAGUAUCAUGAAGAGACGUACUAUAUGACGAAAAAGGAGAAAAUAAUUAAGGGCUCAUUUCUCUUUUUGUCAAAUUUAAGUGAAGGUUGGAGCUACGACCAGAUGAAGAGUUUCCUCGUAAAGGAAUUUGGAAUAAAAUGUCUAAAUACUAUGCCAGAAAGGCUUGCAUCGGAGGACGAAUAUAAAGCUGUCGUUAAAUUUAUAUCUAGCCAGCAACUAAACCAAGUAGUAAUGAGCUUAAAAGACAAAAACGUUUACGAUAAAUUUUUGUUUUUCUCAUUCGAUAAUAUACCGAUAACCUAUUACGAUUCGGAUUCAAAUUUGGACACGGAUUCCGAUUCGGAUGGACUGGACUCGAGGCCUCAACACUCGAAGACGGAUUUUAAGGAGGCCUAA
Vanessa tameamea is the source of this 800-nucleotide messenger RNA. RefSeq lists its product as uncharacterized. Bases 75 to 800 code for a protein of 241 amino acids. Lineage: Eukaryota; Metazoa; Arthropoda; Insecta; Lepidoptera; Nymphalidae. The transcript has 5 exons. The record is from RefSeq and is a predicted model, not a curated record.